AUGGGAAAUUUUCCCCUGCUGUGCCUAGUUCUGACGCUACUCGUGAAAACAAUUUCAAUGAAAAUCAAACUAUCAUCUCAACUAUCGUGGAAUCAAAAUGGCACCACAGUGGCAGGAAAUGCAUCUGGAAUACCAGGAUCAUCACUCUCAGAACUUAAUGGUCCCGUCGGUAUAUCAAUUACAGACAACGAUAUCCUUUAUAUUUCUGAUCAAUCCAACUAUCGAAUCGUUGUUGUUGAUCUUUCUCGAACUACCAACAGCUUUGCUAUCGGCUCUGGUCAAAGUCAUGCAGCCGUUCAAGCUAUCUACCCUAUUGAUGUUUUCGUUUUCAAUUCAUCACUCUACAUCACAGACGAAUUCAACAACAGAAUACAAAAUAUGAGACUGGAUGGUUCAAAUCUCACUACGGCGUAUAACACAAUCAGUCUAGGACAACCGUUCUAUCUUUAUAUUGAUUCUUAUGAGAAUAUUUAUGUCACGUCCAGCAACAAUCAUAGUGUGUUUGUUUUUCCACAUAAUUCUACAAAUGGCACCAGAGUUGCUGGUAAUGGGACUCGAGGAUCUACUAAUGAACAACUCGAUUGGCCAUAUGGAAUAUUUGUGAGCGACAACGGUACUAUCUAUGUUGCAGAUCGCAAUAACCAUCGAAUCAUGAAAUGGCUCGCAGGAGCGUCAUCUGGCAUCCGUGUGGCUGGUGAUGGAACAUUUGGUUACAGUUUAACACAAGUGAAUUCACCCACGGAUGCGAUUGUUGAUGAGGAUGAAUUCAUCUAUAUCACUGAAGCGAUUGGCUCGCGGAUCACCCGAUGGGCUCCUCACUCAUCCUAUGGAACAUGUAUCGUCGCAUGUUCGGGGACAACAGGAACUGGACCAAAUCAACUCAACCAGCCUCACUCGUUAGCAUUCGAUAGUUUUGGUUCACUCUAUGUGAGCGAGUGGUCAAACAAUAG
Molecule: messenger RNA, 950 nt
Organism: Adineta ricciae
Lineage: Eukaryota; Metazoa; Rotifera; Eurotatoria; Adinetida; Adinetidae
Source: the annotation of a GenBank genome assembly